AUGGUUGAUCAUGACGACCGACUUCAGCCCCCGUCUAUGACACCGAAUGACACAGUAUCCGCCUCAAGGCAGUCACUUACUGGCAGGCUAACUGGGAAGAAUCAGAUGCAGCUUGGAAUUCCACAGAAUGAGCCCACUGCCGCUGUCUCUUUCUCUGCCUCCGCCACAUCCACUUCGAAGUCUUCUGGUGAGGGAGAUGAGCCCCCAAAAGACGAGUCCCGGGUAACGCUUGCAUUAAAUAAUACUUCCUAUCAUAAGCUAUUUAAAAAUGGUAUUGAGUCAGUAGCUCCUAUAUCCUAUCUAUGA
Messenger RNA from Protopolystoma xenopodis, 306 nucleotides. The record is from the annotation of a GenBank genome assembly. NCBI's taxonomy places the organism in Eukaryota, Metazoa, Platyhelminthes, Monogenea, Polystomatidea, Polystomatidae.